Colletotrichum graminicola M1.001 is the source of this 396-nucleotide messenger RNA. RefSeq lists its product as uncharacterized. Lineage: Eukaryota; Fungi; Ascomycota; Sordariomycetes; Glomerellales; Glomerellaceae. The record is from RefSeq and is a predicted model, not a curated record. The coding region runs from base 1 to 396 and encodes 131 amino acids. Gene Ontology annotation, cellular component: Ctf18 RFC-like complex. Gene Ontology annotation, biological process: mitotic sister chromatid cohesion. The transcript is spliced from 2 exons.
AUGUCCACCCAAGACGUCGGCAUCCCCUUGACCCAUGCCCCGGACUCGCGCGGGUACAGGCUCAUGGAGCUCCCCCCCGAGCUGGAGGCCCUGCUCACAGCCGAAGAUGCCCCGAUUAUCACACUCACCUCCACCCCCACAACGGCCCUCCUCAAGGCCCGAGACAAGACCUACAAGCUCCUCCAAAAGAACACCUCCAACUCGCUUAUCCUCCUCGCCCCUCACGCUACUACGCCUCUGGGCUCAGACACCUCCGCCGCCGUGGGUCUCGGCGCCAUCGCAACGCUCCACGAGACCAUCGAGCUUGUCGCCCAGGCGGAACCGCAGACGAUAUCUAACCUCAAGAACACGGGCAGCAAGGGCAAGUGGCACGAGAAGUUUGGCCGAGGGCGCUAG